Molecule: messenger RNA, 1659 nt
Organism: Stegodyphus dumicola
Lineage: Eukaryota; Metazoa; Arthropoda; Arachnida; Araneae; Eresidae
Product: ATP-dependent RNA helicase DDX19A pseudogene
Source: RefSeq, a predicted model, not a curated record
UAAAAAUAAAUAGCUAAGUGAUUAGAUCACAUGUUACAUGAUUACCCAGGUGCUGGCCUUUCUUCAACCUGGCUCUGUUGAUACAAACAUAUUCAUGAUGUAAAAACUUCACAAAAUAUGAUUAUUUAGUCUGUCUUGUUUAAAAACCAAAGUCUAGAUGGUAACUAAACAAGAUGGUUCCAAAUUGAAAUAGAUACUAUUUCUCCACUGGGAACCAUUUUCUACAUUUAGUUAGUAGGUAACUUGUAUAUUCAUGAGUUUUUGGACAUAGAAUUGAAUACCAUUUAAUGAAAGGCAUAAUAAUCAGUUUUUUUUUUUUUUUUUUUUUUUUUUUUAUGUGCAGCAAUAGAGUUAUCACUUUAAAGUAAUGUGACAUAAGUAAAAUAACUGCUUUUUAUGAUCUUCAUACAUUUUAAUUAUUUGGGACACAUGCAUUAUAUUUGUUAUGAUUUCAGUUUUUCUAAGUAUGUCUUUGUCUUUGCAUAUGUUAGAAUUUACAGAAAUCUAUAUUUUGACAUUUACAUUUUCAAUAGGCUUUAUCAUGGCAGAUGUUGAUUGGGGUCUUUCUGCUGAUUUACAAGAGAAAGGAAUUUCGAAAUUAGUUGACAAUUUAAAUUUGGACAAUCCUAUUCCACCACCUGUGCCACCUCCAAUACCUCCUCCAAAGAUUCCUGAUGAAGCAUCAAAAGACAAAUGAUGAUGAUGAUGAAAAAAAGAUGAUGAACCUGAAUUAAAUCCUGCUGAGAUAUCUCUGAUGAAAAAACUUGUAAGAUCUCAUUUAAUUGAAGUUUCUCAUGAUAUAGAUAUCCAGAGAAAUCCUAAUUCAUCUCUUUAUUCUGUGAAAUCUUUUGAAGAAUUGAAUCUGCGACCUGAACUUCUUAAAGGUGUGUGUGGUAUGGGAUUUAAUUCACCCUCAAAAAUACAAGAGACUGCUCUUCCUACUCUUAUUGCAGAUCCUCCACAAAAUAUGAUUGCUCAGUCUCAGAGUGGUACGCUUAAAACUGCUGCUUUUCUUUUGGCAAGUUUGAGCAGAGUGGACACAAAUUUGAAAUAUCCUCACGUGCUUAUUUUGUCCCCAACAUAUGAGUUAGCCAUGCAGACAGGAAAAGUGGCAAAACAAAUGGCAAAAUUUUGUCCUAACAUUGAAUUUUGUUUUGCUGUUAGAGGUGAGGUUUUGCAAAGAGGAGAAAAAAUUACUGCUCAUUUUAUGAUUGGAACUCCUGGUAAAGUUUAUGAUUGGGCAAUGCGCUAUAAGUUUUUUGAUCUCAGGAAAAUAAAAGUAUUUGUUUUAGAUGAAGCAGAUGUUAUGAUCUCGACUCAAGGAUAUCAAGACCAGUCUAUUCGCAUCCAUAAGCAGCUACCGAAAGAUUGUCAGAUGCUGCUGUUCUCAGCUACUUAUUCUGAAGAAGUCAUGCAAUUUGCAGAAUUGAUUGUUUCUGAUCCUAUUAUAAUUAAACUGAAAAGGGAAGAAGACAGUUUGGAUAAUAUAGAUCAGUAUUACAUAGUAUGCAGAGAUAAAGAAGAGAAAUUUCAAGCUUUGUGUAACAUAUAUGGUACUGUGUCAAUAGGACAGGCUAUUAUAUUUUGCCAUACCAGGAAGACUGCAUCUUGGUUAGUUGAAUAGCCAUUCUCAAUAGAUUUACAGAAGGAAAAGAAAAA